Psylliodes chrysocephalus is the source of this 438-nucleotide messenger RNA. Lineage: Eukaryota; Metazoa; Arthropoda; Insecta; Coleoptera; Chrysomelidae. The record is from the annotation of a GenBank genome assembly.
AUGGUGGGAAAAUUUAUUGACUUUAAAGAUCUCUUAAAAAUUAUGGGUAAAGGUGGCCAAAGUACUAAUGGUAACCGUGUGCUAAUCUCAAAGAUUCGGAAAAACAAAUUUGUGAAAGGUGAUAGUAAACUUUACUUUAAUAGCGACUUCUCUGAUGUUUACGAUAGUUUGGAGUCAAACAAAUCAGGCAAUACCAAAACAUUUUUUGAAACAUUACAUUCGUUUAAACCAACAGAAGUAGAAGAUAACGCUAAACCCAUAACUCAUGCUAAAAUGCAGGAUAUUAAGAAAAUGCUAAAUGUUAAAGGCCUAGAAUACGUAAAUUAUAAAGGUAAUGUUGUUCCUGCUAAAUCUGUUGGAGACCCAUGUAACUGCAGGUUCAAAUGCUUGGAAAAGAUUAUUAAUGAGCAGCAGCUAGAGGCAUACGUCAGUAUAUAG